AUGGCGUGUCACGUGGAAGGCGACCAGAAGGUACAAGUUGGAAGUUAUGGAGCAAUUGAGAUGAUUUUGGAUCAAAUCAAUCGAAAACAUACAGCCAACAUUUGUGAUGACGUCAUGGAAGUUGGAUGGAGUUUUCUAUGGAAUAUCACAGACGAGACACCAGUGAACUGUGAAUUGUUCCUCAAUGCGAAUGGUUUGGAUUUGUUCCAAAAGUGUUACGAAGCGUUCAAAUCGGAGAGAGAACUGGUUCGGAACAUUAAUAACAGCACGUGCGCCCAAUUGGAUGAGGAGGAACAGAAUACUCAUGUCAUUUUAAGCAAAAUUCUCUCGCCACUUCAGAAAUUGGAGGUGUUGGAUUUGUCAUAUUGGAGUAAAACCGACGAUAUGAGAUGUCUUCAGCCACUUUCAAAUACACUUACUUGCCUAAUUCUGUAUGAUGUUCCAGAUCUAUACCAUGCGAUUUCAAACAUUUGCCACAUGACUGAAAUAAGAAUUCUCGACAAAUCUCAAUCGAAUCGUGACACUGGAAUGUAUCCUCAUCCGGUGACAACACUCAACAAAAUGGUUGUAAGCCUUCCGCACAUGACUCAUCUCGACAUCUCCUCCACCAACCUCGCAACUCAACCAUCGUCUCAAGACAAUCCGGCACGCUAUCGAGAAUCAGUUCGUACCGAUAUUUGUGAAAUCUGGGAAGGACACAAUUUCGCGGAUUUCGUUGAUCCAGAGAUUCAACAAAAGCUUCUAAAAGAGGAGGAACUUCUCGAAGAAGCCGGAGAGUAUGAGUCAGAUUUGGAUAGUGACGAUGAGGAGACGAAAGAGAAGAUGUCACAAGCACUACAAAUCAGAAAGAAAGAGAAGUUGCUCACAUUGGAACACACUGUUAACAAGAGAAUCGCACGAUUGGAACAUGGGUUGGGAGAAAUGGGUGUGGAUAUUGAUACGAAGAAGAUGAAGAAUCUACAAGGACAGCCAUAG
This is a messenger RNA of Caenorhabditis remanei, 975 nucleotides long. RefSeq lists its product as uncharacterized. The transcript is spliced from 4 exons. Gene Ontology annotation, cellular component: Cul2-RING ubiquitin ligase complex. The coding region runs from base 1 to 975 and encodes 324 amino acids. The record is from RefSeq and is a predicted model, not a curated record. Lineage: Eukaryota; Metazoa; Nematoda; Chromadorea; Rhabditida; Rhabditidae.